Messenger RNA from Phyllostomus hastatus (greater spear-nosed bat), 2524 nucleotides. It is a transcript of the gene LSM14B, whose product is annotated as LSM family member 14B. NCBI's taxonomy places the organism in Eukaryota, Metazoa, Chordata, Mammalia, Chiroptera, Phyllostomidae. The record is from RefSeq and is a predicted model, not a curated record. Gene Ontology annotation, molecular function: mRNA binding. Bases 40 to 1518 code for a protein of 492 amino acids. The transcript has 10 exons.
CGAGCGUGAGGGGCGGGGCGUGGCGGCGCGAAGCCCCGGAUGUGGCUGCUGCGGCCCCUCCUCCCCCGCGCUCCCCUCAGAGACCCCGGCCGCGCGCCGCCACUCGCUAGCUGGUCCCUGCGCGGGCCCCUCGGCCGGCGGUGUGGAGGCGCGCAAGCGGAGCGGACGGCGAGGCGACCGCGCGAAGGCGAGCGGGCCGGGCCCGGCCGGGCGGCCGUCGCCAUGAGCGGCUCGUCGGGCACCCCGUACCUGGGCAGCAAGAUCAGCCUCAUCUCCAAGGCGCAGAUCCGCUACGAGGGCAUCCUCUACACCAUCGACACGGACAACUCCACCGUGGCGCUCGCCAAAGUGCGGUCCUUCGGCACCGAGGACCGGCCCACGGACAGGCCUGCGCCCCCGCGGGAGGAGAUCUACGAGUACAUCAUCUUCCGGGGCAGCGACAUCAAAGACAUCACGGUGUGCGAGCCCCCGAAGGCGCCGCACACCCUCCCUCAGGACCCGGCCAUCGUCCAAUCUUCCUUGGGCUCGGGCUCCUCCUUCCAGCCGCACGUGCCUUACAGCCCCUUCCGCGGGAUGCCGCCCUACAGCCAGCUGGCCGCCAGCUCCCUGCUCAGCCAGCAGUACGCAGCCUCCUUGGGCCUAGAGAAGCUGGUGAGCCCCCCGGCCUCAGCCGCAGCCUCCAGCCCCAGCUCCUCUCCGUCUCCACAGCCCGUCGCAGAGCCCGACCUGUCCUCAGAGCCGCACCAGCUCGCCUCCAAGGGAGCUGGCUUCCCGUCCGUCCCUGCCGGGAAGAGCCCCAUGGUGGAGCAGGCCGUCCAGACUGGUUCCCUCGACAACCUGAACGCCAAGAAGCUCCUGCCCAGCAGCAAGGGCGCCGUGGGGGUGCAGCUCAACGGGCGCACGGCCCCACCCAGCAGCAAGGGCACCAGCGGCACCGAGACGCGCGCUCCCUGGGAUGUGAGCCCGCCCGCCGCGGUGCAGGCGCCUGCGCAGGUCAACGACGAGAACAGGAGGCCGCAGAGGAGGCGAUCAGGGAACAGGCGCACCAGGAACCGCUCCCGAGGGCAGAGCCGCCCGGCCGACGUCAAGGAGAACACCAUCAGGUUUGAGGGCGACUUCGACUUCGAGAGCGCGAACGCCCAGUUCAACCGAGAGGAGCUGGACAAGGAGUUCAAGAAGAAGCUGAACUUCAAAGACGACAGAGCUGAGAAGGGAGAGGAGAAGGACCCUGCGGUGGUGACCCCCAGUGACGAGGUCCCUGCCGAGGAGGACCACCUGGGGCCCUCCUGCUACUACGACAAGUCCAAGUCCUUCUUCGACAACAUCUCGUCCGAGCUCAAGGCCAGUUCCAGGAGGACCACGUGGGCCGAGGAGAGGAAGCUCAACACGGAAACCUUCGGCGUGUCAGGGAGGUUUCUCCGUGGCCGUGGAUUCCGAGGUGGACUGCGAGGGGGCAGGGGCAGUGGCACCGCGCGGCGCAACCCCACCUCCCACAGAGCCGGGACCGGCCGCGUGUAGGGAGGCAGGCGGAGGCUCUGGCCGAAGCAGCAGCAGACGCCACAGAGUGAGGACGCCGCACUCACGGGCAGACCUGCGUCAGGUCACCCUUCUCCGUUUUUGUUCCCGUCGUCACGCAACUUGGACGAGGUUCCGCUUGUUUUCGGGGUGUUUUGGGGAGACCUCUCAGGCCUCUGGACCCCUUCCUCUUCAGUUUUGCACAGUCCGGUCUACGGUUGUAUUUUGAAAAAAGGUUUCUAAAGUGAAAGCCCGAUCCUCACUUUGACUUUAAAAGUGGAGGCAGAUCCCGUUUGGCUGCACGGCAGUCAGGAGCAGCCCUGUCCCCCUGCUGGACCCGGUGCUGCUGGCCGGCCUGGCGCCCUCGCUGCCACUGGUGGGGCCUCGGGAGCCAGGCAGGGGCGGCCCGGGGGUUGGGGCCCCGGGCAGGGAAAGGGGGUCCCCACCGAUCAUGUUGUGUGAGCGCGCAGACUGCCUGGCGCCUGGGGGGCGCGGCGGAGGUGAGUGCCCCCGAGGGCUGUGCGCACUCAGAGCCUGGCCCCCCAGGGGGGUCCGGGUGCCGGUGGUGUCCCCGCCUUCUGCCCCGCCUGCCCGUGGCCUGGCCAGGCUCUGGGGCUCGGCUCCAGCCACCAUCGGCGGCUGCCCCUCUUGGACGUGAGCCCGCGUUUCCCAAGAGGCCAGCCGACCGAGAGCACGUUCUCCUGAGCUGUACAUAGUUGUUUCUUUCGUGGGCGGCGGGAGGGAGGCGGGCUGUGCACCGUCGCAUGCGUGAGCGGGGCACCCUGGCACGAGCAUGCGCCCCUCCGGGGCGGGGCGGGGCGUCGCGGCCAGCCGGAGCGCCGUGGGGACUGACCCCCGGGCAGCUCUGAAGAUUUUGGUUCUGUAUUAAGUUACUGUAAAAGCUUGGGUUUAUUUUUAUAGGACUUACGGCUAAGACUUAGAACGUAGCAACAGGGCUGCUCUGUUGGAGUAAUGUAAAUUGUAAUUAAAAUAAACACGCAGACUUUAA